ACCGACGUUGUUCCGACUGCCCAUACCCUCGCCACAUCAACGCAGCGGCGCUAAAAGUGUAAAUAAUAAUAAUAACAACAACUGCGAGAAACCUAGUAAAAGCACCGAGAGAAAUACACAGAGAAUGAAACGUGUUUUGUGUGGAGGAGGUGUAUGUAUCCAAAAAGAAAAAGAAAGCGCUUUUUAUGGCAAGAUAAGCACGGCCAGCUGCGUCUUAAAGUACUCGAAGCGCUGGCGACGCAUGAAGCUCACAUAAAGGGGGUGAGAUGGAUGCAUGAAACUCUGAUUUUGUAUCGAGACCUCUCCAAUUAAGUGCGGAACCCCCAGGAUUGACAGAGUCGCUCCUCAGCUAGAGUGAAAGUAUUUGAGAAGCCUCGAAAUGGCGCUGGUAAAGGCAAAUCCGCCUCCACCGGUAAUUGGUAUUGUGGAAAAUGCAGCAAAACUUUGGCAGAACCGUGAUCAGUUCGAUACGGCCACAGUGGAACGCAUCUACGAAAACGAAUUAAACAAUGCCGGUAGCAAACAAGCGCUCGAAUUCUCGCAGUUCCUUGAGAAUUUUCUGUGGCCGAAUUUCAACGCGAAAACCUCAACCCGGGGCCAUUUGAUAUCAAUUGUAGUUAUGGUGAACGAAAAGUUUCGUGAGCGAAUUCCUGCAUGGCGGGCGUUUCUUGAAAACCCUGCACAGUUCCCUGGCUUCUUUCGACGCGUUAUGCAAGCUACGCUCGAUGAGAGAUUCGAAUUUAGCAGCAAAGAACAUACAAGCCUGUUAAUCUUCCUGAUUCAUUGUUUCAACUCAGUCGAGGUUGAACUCAUUCGCAAGGAAAUCCAGAAAAUAGUUUCGCUUCGGAUGUGGAAUGAAAUUCUUCCAGAAAGGCGCGAAGCUGAAAUGAAGAAAAAUCCUUCACUCAAAAGAUACUGGGCCCAUUACGUACGACUUGACAAAAGUAUGAGUGAGGAAGAACUCAAACAGAUUCAUUUAGAUCGGGCCUAUUUCAAAAAACUUAUAGCACGUUUCUUCAAACUUCUUGAUUCUAUUCCGUCAAAAGAUGAGGCAUCCGAAUUGGAACAAUCGACGUUGGAAAUUGUAACAUACUGUGAGCGUUUCAUCGAGCUUAUGGUGGACUUGGAGGCUCUAUUGCCCAUUCGGCGUUUUUUCAACGUAGUACUGGAUGACGCUCACGUUGUUGUACGAUGCUCUUUGUCGAAUCUUGCCAAGCGUCAUGAAGGUCGGCUUUUUGUUCAGCUUCUUGACAUGCUAAAAUUUUAUGCAAGAUUCGAAAUCGAUGAUGCAACUGGAGAGGCUUUGCGAGAUAAGGAUAUGACGGCGUUGCAUUAUGCAAAAAUCGACCAACUUCAAAAGGCGGCGUUCAGUUUUUUCCCUGAACUGAAUAGAUUCGCGUUAUGUAAUGUAGCAAACGUUGAUCGACGCGAAUCUCUUCUUGAACACAUUGGCGGCCUCAGCGCCAACGAGUUGCAUCCGAUUGCCGCGUUCCUUCAACUCGUCGAACCCCUGGACGAAGGAAAGGAGUCUCCGUUCAAUAAAGAGUUCCUUAUUGAACUGCUUAUUACAAGAAACGAGCGGCGUCAAUCUCAACUGGAGACGCUCAACGAGAUGCCCCUGUAUCCAACGGAGAACGUUAUUUGGGAUGAGAACGUUGUACCUUCCGCCUACUUCAACGGUGAAGGCUGCCUUGCUUUACCCAAACUCAAUCUUCAGUUUCUCACUUUGCACGACUACUUGCUAAGAAAUUUUCAGCUAUUUCGACUUGAGUCCACAUACGAAAUUAGGCAGAACAUUGAAGAUGCUAUUUUGAGAAUGAAACCUUGGGCAGCCGAAGAUGGCGGGGUAAUCUUUGGUGGCUGGUCGCGCAUGGCAACGCCUGUAACAAACUUUAACAUUCUUGAGAUAGGCGAACCACGACUUGGAGAAAAACGACCGAGCCUUGUUCGUGCCGAUAUCACUGUGCAUUUGAAUUUGAAACGAGACGUCAAAACGGAGUGGGAAUCUUUACGCAGGCACGAUGUUAUGUUUUUAAUCACAGUGCGACCAACGAGACUUCCUGGCUCGCCUUUUGACCACAAAGAGCCUUUCGUUCCUCAAGUAGGCCUCACCUACGUUCGUGGUUGCGAAAUUGAGGGUUUACUUGAUCCUACCGGUAAAGUCAUCGAAGAUUUUGAGCAGGUCCCACAGUACGACACAGAUGAUAGGACAUUCCGAGUGCUGUUAGACUGUAAUCAAUAUAGGGAGGACAUAGAGAAGCUCUCGGCGGGAGGUGACGAUGUUAAUCAAAGCUAUAAUAUUCUUCUGCGAAGAAAACCAAAGGAGAAUAAUUUCAAGGCCGUUCUAGAAACGAUUCGUGAAUUGAUGAACACAGAUUUUGUGGUGCCGAAUUGGCUUCAGGACAUCAUACUUGGUUACGGCGACCCAGGUUCGGCCCACUACUCGAAAAUGCCUUCGCAGAUUCGUACAAUGAACUGGAAUGACACAUUCCUAAAUAUUGGCCACGUGGAGGCAUCAUUUCCUGAGUACGAAAUCGAGAUUUACAAUCCCGAAGGGCUACCUCUUGAGCGACCGUUCAAGAUCGAAUUUUGUAACAUCAAGGCGAGACAAAAGCCUGCAGGGCCUAACAAGUUAUUGGUUACACCAUAUCAGGUCGAAACGCGUAAUCCGUUUUUUAUGAAACAACCUAAGGCCAACACGGUCCCGUUCACCCCAACGCAGAUUGAGGCCAUUAAAUCCGGCAUGCAACCAGGUCUUACAAUGGUGGUAGGUCCUCCAGGAACAGGCAAGACGGACGUAGCAGUCCAGAUCAUCUCUAACAUUUACCACAAUUUUCCCGAUCAGCGCACGCUCAUCGUUACGCAUUCAAAUCAGGCCCUUAAUCAACUCUUUGAGAAAAUUAUGGCACUUGACAUUGAUGAGCGACAUUUGCUUCGAUUGGGUCACGGUGAAGAGCAACUUGAAACCGAAAAGGACUUUUCACGUUACGGUCGAGUGAAUUAUGUGUUGGCCCGAAGACUCUAUCUACUUUCGCAGGUUGGACAGUUACAGCAAAGCCUGGGCGUAACCGGGGACGUGGCAUACACUUGCGAGACAGCUGCCUAUUUUUAUCUUCAUCACGUUCUUGCCCGAUGGGAGGAAUUUUUGGACAAACUCCGUCACAACAAUGAAGAUCCUGCGGUAAUCGAGGAACACUUCCCAUUUGCAAGGUUCUUCCAGUCGCUCCAUCCGCUGUUCCACGGGAAAAAUUAUGAAGCCGACAUGGAUAUCGCUACAAAGUGUUUCUAUUACGUUCAGGACAUGUUCAGCCAGCUGGAAGAGUUUCGCUCGUUCGAAAUGAUGCGAAGCGGGCUGGAUCGUUCCCGGUAUUUGCUCGUCAAAGAGGCAAAAAUCAUUGCCAUGACCUGCACGCACGCUGCUCUCAAACGGCAUGAACUGGUGAGGUUGGGCUUCAAGUACGAUAACAUCCUUAUGGAAGAAAGCGCCCAAAUUCUCGAGAUCGAAACGUUCAUUCCACUGUUGCUCCAGAAUCCACAAGACGGUUACAACCGCCUAAAACGAUGGAUUAUGAUUGGGGACCAUCACCAACUGCCACCUGUCAUUAAAAACAUGGCGUUCCAAAAAUACUCGAACAUGGAACAAUCAUUGUUUACCCGAUUUGUCCGUUUGGGGGUACCAGUCGUCCAACUCGAUGGUCAGGGCAGAUCAAGGCCAUCACUGUGCUCGCUAUACAACUGGCGCUACGUCAACUUAGGUAACCUGCCGCACGUUUUUGAACGGCCUGAAUAUCAAACUGCCAACGCAGGUCUCGCGUUCGACUUUCAGCUGAUCAAUGUUGAGGACUUUGACGGAAUUGGUGAGAGCGAGCCGAAUCCAUACUUCUAUCAGAAUCUCGCUGAAGCCGAGUAUUGUGCUGCACUCUUCAUGUAUAUGAGAAUCUUGGGCUAUCCGGCUGACAAAAUAUCAAUACUAACCACAUACAAUGGACAAAAACAUCUGUUACGCGACGUAAUUGAGCAACGCUGUGGCAACAAUCCACUUAUUGGAAAACCUCAUAAGAUUACUACUGUUGACAAGUACCAGGGCCAGCAGAAUGACUAUAUAAUUUUGUCGCUGGUCAGAACAAAGAAUAUCGGUCACAUUCGAGAUGUCCGCAGAUUGGUUGUAGCGCUUUCGCGAGCGCGACUUGGCCUCUAUAUUUUCGGUAGAGUGUCGCUAUUUCGCAGCUGUUUUGAGCUCAAGAAGUCGUUCGACAUUCUGCUCAAAAGACCGCAGAAACUUCACCUCGUUCGGGAUGAGUUGUUUCCUACAAAAAGGAAAGCGGCGGAUAAAGUAGCUAGCUAUGCCGUUGAAAAUAUGCCUGCCAUGGCUCAAAUCGUAUUUGAGUUGUACGCCGAGAAAGCUGGUGAAAUGCAUGAACGGCACAUCAAGGGGAUGGCGAAAACUUUUGAAAUAAUUCGACUGGCUGAGAAGCAACUCGAAGGGGAACCAGCAGGGACGAGCGUAGAGGCCGAAGCCGCCGAGGAACAACCUGAAGAACCAUCAGCGAAACGAUGUAAAUUAUCGAAGAACACUAACGAUGAUGAGGAUAACGCUCAGGAGGACCAGCCAAAACAUUUGGAGAAUGAUGCCGUAACGCAAGAAGAUAUAUCUGAAAAAUAAACUAGCGAUAAAGACAACUCAGUUGUUCAACUGUUGUGUAAAAACAGACAACGAAUGCACUGGAUGAUGCUGUUGUGUCAUACAGUCAAUAAUUCCAAUAAUGUAAAAAUUACCGUGUACACAACCAGAAGGUUCUAAGCGGAAAAAUAAACAUAUGAUAUCCAAAGGAUUUUUGUAAACCUUUUAAUUUAUAGAAUAAUAAUGAAUUAAUUAUGUUUCAAUUUAACUGUUACUGUUGGGGUGUGAAAUGUAAGUGUUUUAAUUUUUACGUCCAAUGCUACUUUAAUAAAACAUUGAUUCAGAAGGCUUGCCCCAAAUACAAAAGCAAUAUGUUUGCAGUCAAUUUGAAGCCUAGGCCACGUUACGCGCGUUCAAGUUUAGUAGUCGAACACAUUAGCACUACCACGUUGCUAAAAUCUAGACCGAGGACACAGUGCUAUACAUGUUAACAUCUUAAUUGACUGUCACAAACCAGAUUAUGAGGCAUAAUCGCAUUAGAACGCAAUUUCUUGCCAAAGAUGUAAAUAGCUUUUUUUUUGAUUAUUACAUUAGGAAAUAAAUCUAGUUAAGUAACUUUAUCAUUUAUUUUCACCUACAAAUUCAAAGCAGUGGAUGCAAAAACAUAUAGUUUAUUUUUAAGCGUGCGUUACGUUAGUUGGGAUCCUUCCUACCAUAUACAUUGUGUUUUCAGCUUAUUCCUUAAUGUACCCUUGAAGGAGCGAGAUAUGAUUUGUCAGCAUCAUUUUACUUUUUAUAUGCUAUAGCAUAAGCUGCAGUUGUUCGAACGUUGGCUCAUAGUGUCCAGUGGUCGUGCUGGACAAUCUUUACGGUGCUGCUUUUGUUCGUGUUAGUUACUCUGACCAUGGAAACAGUAAUUGUGCUGUUUCCUGUUCGUGUUCGCCUGUUCGUUGCUUACGCAAAUAAGCCAUGCGUCCUCGUUGGCGUCCUUGUAAUUGUCUUGCCAUUGCAGGUCCCUCCCACUUUGGUUUGCUUAUCAUCUGCUUCUGUAGAUGACAGUCCAGAGUAGGCAGGUUCUACAAGAAACUUGUUAGGUAGACCCUUGCAGAUUUUUAGAACCCGAAUGAAACCCGAAGAGAAUUACCAUAAUGACCUAAAAUAACUUCUAAAUAAUAAAUUAGUAACAAGCUUAUGAGAAACCUAUAUUUAUUCCAUUAUUAUGUAUGAUAUCAAUAAAGAAAGUGCGUCACAAUAUCUACUGAAAAUGAGUUUAAUGACAUUUUAGAUGUCAACACAACUUGUCUUCAUUCCAGUUGUUAUUCCGACUCCCAAAAAACCAAUAUUAACAUGUACCCUCUACGUCAUACGAUUUAGAGGAACCGCACCGAACACUUGCCAUACCCCGUCUACCCCGCCACUUGCGGAGAACAAAGGAGAACCAAGCUAACCGACACAACAUCGGUGAUGCAAGAGGCACGAGGCAAUACCAAUAGGUGGGUGACCGGCCAAGUGUGAAUAGGUGAAUGCAGUCGAACCCACUCUACGCGCAAGGACAAACCGCCUUUGUAUGAGAGACACACGUACCUUCAUCGCAUUGACCAAUCCGCUUCUACGAGUGGACAGUGAAGACUGCAAAAAUCUACGUAUAGAACUGCAUACAUACAUAGACAAGAGUGCGCUGGCCACCACAGCAGACUAAAGGUGAAUGCAAAGAUGACAUAAAAUAACAAGAUGAGAUGAAGAUGUCAGGAGAAUUCUACUGAUUGUUGGAGCAUAUAAAACGAAAAACAUAUUGAACAGUAACACAACAAUGAAGA
Molecule: messenger RNA, 6438 nt
Organism: Varroa destructor (honeybee mite)
Lineage: Eukaryota; Metazoa; Arthropoda; Arachnida; Mesostigmata; Varroidae
Product: RNA helicase aquarius
Biological process (GO): mRNA splicing, via spliceosome
Cellular component (GO): catalytic step 2 spliceosome
Molecular function (GO): helicase activity; mRNA binding
Source: RefSeq, a predicted model, not a curated record